UAGAGAAUAACUGUGUUUACUUCGUGAUGAAAACAGAUGGAUAAAGCCUUCAGUGUGUAAAUAUGAUAUUAUUUCGGUCAACUGGACGAAAGGUAGUUUCCAUGCUGCCUUACGGAGAGACAUGGUCAACUACAUACUUCACGAUAAACGAGCAUUAGAAUUGAGAAACAUUUUCAAGCAGGAAGAAAAUUUAAUGAAAGUCCCAGAUGAAUUGUUUUUUAGUACACUGGCGUACAAUCCACAACUCGAAGCUCCAGGAGCAUGUCUCAAGUGUCACGAGUCGACUGAGAAUGAUUCUCGUGCAUCAUUUGUCGCUAGAUAUAAAAUAUGGUGGCCAAAUUAUUGUGCAACAGAUCAAAUUGUUCGUGGAAUUUGUAUUCUUGGAAUACAACAUUUGCAUGACUUCACACAACGGCCUGAAUUCUUUGUAAACAAAUUCAAUCCCGG
This is a messenger RNA of Schistosoma turkestanicum, 447 nucleotides long. The record is from the annotation of a GenBank genome assembly. Lineage: Eukaryota; Metazoa; Platyhelminthes; Trematoda; Strigeidida; Schistosomatidae.